Nothobranchius furzeri (turquoise killifish) is the source of this 2646-nucleotide messenger RNA. The record is from RefSeq and is a predicted model, not a curated record. NCBI's taxonomy places the organism in Eukaryota, Metazoa, Chordata, Actinopteri, Cyprinodontiformes, Nothobranchiidae.
UUCUAUCUUUAAGCAAACCCACCAUCGGCUGCUAGAGUGUUAUUGUGGGAUCAGUGACACGAAGUCAGCCUGGCGGCGUCUGUUUCGCAGCCAGAGCGGGCUGCUCGUGUGACGUGAGUGGGUUAAUGCCGCUGGUUGUCUGACAACAGGACAGAGGGAGGAAAGGGAAGCUUAAAUGAGUGAGUGGCAGGGGGGCAGAGAGGAGGAGGAGGAGGAGAGAUGGAAUGAUAGAGUGAAUUAAUUCAACCUUAGCCAGCCCUGAUUGACUCAGAGACAAACUGGCAUGCACAAACACUCAGAGUGACACCAAAGACAUGGAGAGAGAGAAGAAGAAUGACAUGUCCUUCUCUAGAAAGAGAAGCUUCACCUUUGGGGCUUAUGGCAGACCUGACUCUGUGGAGGACAACCAACUGGACUGUCUGGACUCUCCAGCCGGUGACAGCAAGCCUUCCCUUUCUUCCAGCAACACCCAGAGGGUAUAAAAGCCUCCCUUCUUUAAUUCCAGUUCCAUGAAUUUCAUUCAUUAUUACCUGCACAGGAAGCAGAGCUGUUUGAAAUCAUAGCGAAGCUGCAGGUGAGUUUCAGCGUGAUCGAUCGUAUGCAUCAGCUGAUGUCUGAGCAGAGCGGCGUCUCCUUUCAUGCUUUCGUCCAUCAGGGCAGCAGGAUCGAUGAGCAGAGAUGUGAAUUCCCGCCUCCUUUGAAGUGCCAGCUUUUAACCAUCGGGUCGGAUCUGCCCCUCAUCCUCCCCUCUAAACUGGGAGGCUACUGGGUCGACCCCCCUCUGGAGAAGCUCAUAGACAUGAGUCCCACCUCCACCCACCAAGGCCUUGACCUGGAGAGCUACGACAUCAUGGAGAGAGAUGCAGAGGCCAAAAUCUACCACGAGUGUUUCCGCUCACGGCAUCACCACUCCUUCACAGCAGUGGAUCCAUCGCUGGGGUCGCUGGUUCUUUCCGUCUGCUUGGAGGAAGAAGAGAAUCGACUACGGGUGAUACUAAGAAUGAAGGAGUGCUCUCUGCAUGGAACGUUCUCCGUGUCACUUUUUCCCAACAUGCCAUCUGCUGUAGAAUUAGCAAAGAUGCUUUGUGAUAAAGUGACUGUCUCAAAGUUUGAUGUGGUCAGCUACCUGAAGGCUCCAGACCUCAUCAGAACAUUUGAUGAACACAGAGUGUCUUCUAAUUUCAAGUUUGGUGUCAUUUACCAAAAAGAAGGGCAGCUAACAGAGGAGGACAUACUGAGCAACAACGAGGAGAGCGAAGAGUUUAAAGACUUCCUGAUGAUCCUGGGAGAAACUGUUCGGCUGCAGGGAUUCACAGGCUUUAGAGGAGGACUGGAUGUGUGUCAUGGCCAGACAGGAAGUGAAGCAGUCUUCACUUCCUUUCAUGGGAGAGAUGUGAUGUUCCAUGUCGCAACAAAGCUGCCUUUUACAGAGGGCGACCCGCAGCAGUUACAAAGAAAGCGUCACAUCGGUAAUGACAUAGUGGCCGUGGUCUUCCAGGAGGGCCAAACACCCUUCUUAUGUGACGUUAUUAAAUCUCACUUCCUGCACUGUUUUCUGGUGGUGAGAAGGACGCAGAAGAAGGAGGAGGCAGGUGGAGGUGCGUUCCAGGUGUCUGUUACAGCCAGAGAGGACGUUCCUCCCUUUGGUCCCGGGAUUCCAGAUCCCCCCAUCUUCAGAGAUCGUUCCCAUCUGAGAGAAUUCCUUCUCACCAAGCUGAUCAAUGCAGAGAUUUCCUGCUAUAAGGCUGAACAGUUUAGCAAAUUGGAGCUGCGUACACGCUCAUCCCUUCUAGAGAGCUUGCGAAAUGAACUCUUCACUCGUUCCCAGUGCAUGAUGGGAGAUCCAUCCCUUCCUGCCGUCUCCACUUCUGAGGCGGGGCGGGCUGCAUCUGAAGGAAGUGGAGGCUUUAUUGAAAAUUUUAAGAGAGCCAUCAGAGUGCGGAGUCAUUCCUUUGAGAACCUGGGCGUACCCAGGAAAAUCACUGGCAAUGCGUCAAGCAAGCCAAAGACAGAUAAAGAUGGAGAGAGUGAUAAAUCUGCGACACUUCUGCCCGACAACUCAGCAAGAACUGAAGUUAAAGAUCAAGCAAGUCCUCAAGAGGAAACAUAAAAACACUGUUAACUUUUACCCACAUAUAAUUAUAGAUUACCCUUUAUUAUAUACCUCUGUGGGUCAGUAUCUGUAAAUAAAAGUAAAUAGACUUUUCAGGAAAUGUAAUUAUUUUACAUAGAAGAAAUAUUUUAGAUUGCAGAAAACCUUUCAAUACAUAUAAAAAAGAGAUGUUAAAACAAACAAAGCUGAGAAAUUUAAACACUACUUGAAGUUUUGCUUUACAGAUUAAUUUAGAUCGAAGCAAAUCUGGACUCUGAGAAGCAGUUGCAUUAGUUAAUGCCAAAGACACAAAAUUAAACCACAUCGUGAAAUCGUAAUAAGAAUAUUGGCAUUGGCUGCAGCUCCAUUUGAUUUAAAUGAUAGAUGAAUGUAUUUUAGUGUAAACUCGCUAUUUUUGUGUCAUUUCUAUAAAGAAUGUAGCUUGAGGAAUUAGAAUUUCACAUUUGUGCAUUUUAUGAAUGACUAUUUAUGUUUUAUUGUGGUUUUAUGAACACAAAUGUGUUUAUAUUUAUAUUAAAUGCCUUCAGUCUUGA